Dovyalis caffra is the source of this 1005-nucleotide messenger RNA. The record is from the annotation of a GenBank genome assembly. Lineage: Eukaryota; Viridiplantae; Streptophyta; Magnoliopsida; Malpighiales; Salicaceae.
AUGUGGAUUGCUUGUUUUCGAUUUGAAUUUAAUACCAUGAUGAUGUUUGAUACUGUUACUAGGCCUACUAGUGAAUUUCCACAUCCUCUGUCCCGUGUCAAGCAACCAGUUGCUUAUAAACUAUCAUAUCAAAUUGUUGAUUCCUUGAUUUGGCUUGGAAUUCGAGAUGUGAUAAAUGGUUUUAGAAAGCAUCAUCUAAAGCUGAGACCUGCUACAUAUUUAAGUGGAUAUUAUAGCUCUGCUCCUGAUUUGCCUUAUGGGUAUAUUUGGAGCCCUCACCUUGUUCCCAAACCAAAAGACUGGGGACCCAAGAUUGAUGUUGUUGGGUUUUGCUUCCUUGACCUUGCAUCAAAUUAUGAACCUCCAGAUGCACUUGUCAAGUGGCUCGAACGCGGUGAUCCCCCUAUCUAUGUUGGUUUUGGUAGUCUUAACUUGCAACAGCCUGUUCAAGAACCAGAGAAGAUGACCCAGAUAAUACUUACUGCUUUGGAAGAAACCGGCCAAAGAGGCAUCAUUAACAAAGGCUGGGGUGGUCUUGGGGAUGUGAAAGAACCUAAGGACUUUGUUUACUUACUGGACAAUUGCCCUCAUGACUGGCUGUUCUUAAGAUGCAAAGCUGUGGUGCAUCAUGGGGGUGCUGGAACAACUGCUGCUGGCCUUAAAGCUGCUUGUCCAACAACCGUUGUACCCUUCUUUGGGGACCAGCCUUUUUGGGGAGAGCAGGUUCAUGCACGAGGAGUCGGUCCUGCACCUAUCCCAAUUGAUGAGUUCUCGCUUGAAAAGUUGGUUGAUGCAAUACGUUUCAUGCUAGAUCCCAAGGUGAAAGGCAGUGCUAUUGAUUUGGCCUUAGCCAUGGAAAAUGAAGAUGGGGCAACAGGUGCAGUGAAAGCCUUCUAUAAACAUUUUCCUGGAAAAAAGUCAGAAUCCGAACCUGAAAAUGAACCUUUGCAUGCUCAUUCAAAAUUACAUUCAAUACGAAACUGGUUUGGUUGCUUUUCGGGUUAA